CUGCCUCUAAAAUGAGUCUCUGGGGAGAGAGAGGGGGGGGCCCUGCCUCUAAAAUGAGUCUCUCUGGGGAACAUGACACCAAAGCUAAGAGCCCAAUCAAGCAGGAGAGACCAGCCUCCCCUGUUCCCAGCUGUGUGUCCAUGAAGAGUGACUGGUCUAUGGGUCAACCUAUAUACUUUAGAGAGGGAGACUUUUCUACUGAACAAAGAAACCAACAGGAGAGAUCAGAGUCAGAGAUUCUCAGUGGUCAGUCUUCCCAGAGUCAUCAAACAGACCUGGCCUCCAUAUUCAGUAUGCUUGAAGAGAAAAUUAUGACAUUUGUGAAGAACGAGCUGAAGAUAUUCAAGAGGAUUCUUAGUCCAGAACUCCCAGAAGGCUUUGAGAGUCAGAAGCAGGAAGUGGUGGAUGCUGAAUAUGAGAAGCAGGAGAGCAGUGCCAGAGAGGGGGCUCUGAAGAUCACACUGCACAUCCUGAGGAAAAUGAACCAGAAGGAGCUUGCUGACACACUGGAGAAAUAUGAGCUUGCUGUGAUUUGCCAACGUGAACUUAAAUCUAAUCUAAAGAAGAAGUUUCAAUGUGUAUUUGAGGGGAUCGCUAAACAAGGAAACCCAACACUUCUCAAUAAGAUCUACACAGAGCUCUACAUCACAGAGGGUGGAACAGGAGAGGUCAAUAAUGAACAUGAGCUGAGACAGAUUGAGACAACAACCAGGAAACAAGCAAGACCAGAGACUCCAAUCAAAUGUAACGACAUCUUCAAACCCUUAACUGGACAAGAUAAACCUAUCAGAACUGUGCUGACAAAGGGAGUCGCUGGCAUUGGAAAAACAGUCUCUGUGCAGAAGUUCAUUCUGGACUGGGCUGAAGGAAAAGCAAAUCAGGAUGUCCAAUUUGUGUUUUCAUUCCCUUUCCGGGAGCUGAAUUUGAUGAAAGGGGACAAACACACUUUCAUUAAACUUCUCAAUCACUUCUCAAUGGAAACCAAAGAAUCAAGAAUCUCCAACUAUGACAAGUACAAAGUUCUGUUCAUCUUUGAUGGUCUGGAUGAGUGCCGACUGCCCCUAGACUUCCAGAAGAACAAGAUCUGUUGUGACGUCACAGAGUCAACCUCAGUGGAUGUUCUGCUGACAAAUCUCAUCAAGGGAAAUCUGCUUCCCUCUGCUCUCCUCUGGAUAACUACCCGACCUGCAGCAGCCAAUAAGAUCCCUUCAGGGUGUGUUGACCAGGUGACAGAGGUACGAGGGUUCAAUGACCCACAGAAGGAGGAGUACUUCAGGAAGAGAUUCAGUGAUGAUGAGGACCUGGCCAGCAGAAUCAUCUCACACAUAAAGACAUCAAGGAGCCUCCACAUCAUGUGCCACAUUCCAGUCUUCUGUUGGAUUUCUGCAACAGUCCUUGAACACAUGCUGGAACAUAAGAGAGAAGAGAUGCCCAAGACUCUGACUGAGAUGUACACACACCUUGUGGUGUUUCAUACCAAACAGAAGAAUGAAAAGUAUCUUGGGAAAGAAGAGACAGGUCCACACUGGAAUAAAGAGAGCAUUCUGUCACUGGGAAAACUGGCUUUUCAACAGCUUGUGAAGGGCAAUCUGAUUUUCUAUGAAGAAGACCUGAAAGAGUCUGGCAUUGAUGUUAAUGAAGCCUCAGUGUACUCAGGAUUGUGCACACAGCUCUUUAAAGAGGAAUGUGGGCUGUACCAGGACAAGGUGUACUGCUUCGUUCAUCUGAGCAUUCAGGAGUUUCUGGCUGCUGUAUAUGUGUUCCUCUCAUUCAUCAACAACAAUCAGAAUCUAAUGGACAAACUGCAAACAAAAGACGAGUCUGAAGUUACUGUCUACAAGAGUGCUGUGGAUAAAGCCUUACAAAGUGAGACGGGAAACCUGGACCUUUUCCUCCGCUUCCUUCUGGGCCUCUCACUGGUCAAUCAGAAGCACUUACGAGGUCUACUGACAAAGACAAGAAGCAGCUCACAGAGCCAUGAAGAAACAGUUAAGUACAUCAAGGAGAAGAUCAGGGAGAAUCCCUCUCCAGAGAGGAGCAUCAAUCUGUUCCACUGUCUGAAUGAACUGAAUGACCAUUCUCUAGUGGAGGAGAUCCAAAGCUUCCUGAGAUCAGGAAGUCUCUCAGAACCCAACCUGUCACCUGCACAGUGGUCAGCUCUGGUCUUUGUGUUGCUGACUUCAGAAAAGGAGCUGGAUGUGUUUGACCUGAAGAAAUACUCCAGAUCAGAGGAAGGUCUUCUGAGGCUGCUGCCAGUGGUCAAAGCCUCCAGAGAUGUUCUGCUGUCAGGCUGUGGAGUCACAAAGGAAGGCUGUGCUUCUCUGGUCUCAGCUCUGAGGUCAAACCCCUCACACCUGAGAGAGCUGGAUCUGAGUAACAAUGAGCUGAAGGAUUCAGGAGUGGAGCUGCUCUCUGCUGGACUGGGGAAUCCCCACUGUAAACUGGAGACUCUGAGGCUGUCAGGCUGUCUAGUCACAGAGGAAGGCUGUGCUUCUCUGGUCUCAGCUCUGAGGUCAAACCCCUCACACCUGAGAGAGCUGGAUCUGAGUAACAAUGACCUGAAGGAUUCAGGAGUGAAGCUACUCUCUGCUGGACUGGGGAAUCCCCACUGUAAACUGGAGACUCUGAGGCUGUCAGGCUGUGGACUCACAGAGGAAGGCUGUGCUUCUCUGGUCUCAGCUCUGAGUUCAAACCCCUCACACCUGAGAGAGCUGGAUCUGAGUAACAAUGACCUGAAGGAUUCAGGAGUGGAGCUGCUCUCUGCUGGACUGGGGAAUCCCCACUGUAAACUGGAGACUCUGAGGUCAGUAUUCCUGUAGUUGGUCAACAAGUGAUAACUGUUCACCAGAUCCACAUGUGUUUACCAGACACACAUAGUCCACACCA
Molecule: messenger RNA, 2886 nt
Organism: Oncorhynchus keta (chum salmon)
Lineage: Eukaryota; Metazoa; Chordata; Actinopteri; Salmoniformes; Salmonidae
Product: NLR family CARD domain-containing protein 3-like
Molecular function (GO): protein binding
Source: RefSeq, a predicted model, not a curated record